Postia placenta MAD-698-R-SB12 is the source of this 1323-nucleotide messenger RNA. RefSeq lists its product as hypothetical. Gene Ontology annotation, biological process: oxalate metabolic process. The coding region runs from base 1 to 1323 and encodes 440 amino acids. Lineage: Eukaryota; Fungi; Basidiomycota; Agaricomycetes; Polyporales; Adustoporiaceae. The record is from RefSeq and is a predicted model, not a curated record. The transcript has 17 exons.
AUGCGAAGACAACUUGUCACCCGUCUCCAGAGUCUCGUUGUCGCUGCAGUAUGCGCAGCAUCAGUAACGGCCAUCCCUCUCGCUCCUUCAUUGACAGAGUCUGCCCCUGCAUACCCAAGUCCGACUGUGCCAUACGCGACUGACGAUCCGAACCGGGAGCUUUGGAACCCGCUGUCUAACGUGGACCCCCAGCCAAUCCGGGGAACUUUAGGAGCAGACAUCAUCGCUCAGCAAAACGUGCCGCUACAAUUGCAGAACUCAGAUCUACUGGCACCCCCGACUACAGACCAUGGCUCUGUCCCGAACAUAAAGUGGCCUUUUACUUUGAGUCAUAAUCGCCUUCAUACAGGUGGAUGGGCUCGUCAGCAGAACAUCCAUGACUUACCGAUCAGUACAGAGAUGGCUGGGGUAGACAUGCGUCUCGAAGCGGGGGCAAUCCGUGAGCUGCAUUGGCAUACGGCAGCGGAGUGGGCUUAUGUCCUCAAGGGUAGCACUCAAGUGUCUACGGUCACUCCGGAUGGCCAGAACUAUGUUGCGACGGCGAACCAAGGGGAUCUAUGGUACUUCCCGCCGGGACAGCCUCAUUCUCUCCAAGCUACAGCUCAAGACCCUGACGGAACGGAGUUCUUGCUGGUAUUUGACAAUGGCGAAUUCAGUGAAGACUCGACGUUCCUAUUGACAGAUUGGUUGGCCCACGUCCCGAAAGAAGUGCUUGUCAGAAAUUUCCAAGCCACAAAAUCGGCCUUCGAUCACAUACCAGAUCGGGAGCUCUACAUCUUUCCUGGUGUGCCACCUGAUCCCAAUGCUCAACCACCGUCCAGUCCUCAAGGUCAAACACCACUACCUUACACCUUCCCCCUUUCACAGGUCGAGGCGACUAAGUUUCCAGGAGGCACUACGAAGAUUGUCGACUCAACGACGUUCAAGGUGUCGAAGACCAUGGCGGUAGCUGAGGUUACAUUGGAACCCGGUGCAAUGCGGGAACUGCAUUGGCAUCCCACGCAAACGGAGUGGGACUAUUUCAUGUCAGGUUACGCUCGUGUGACAGUUUUCGCGGCCAACGCAGAUGCAAGAACGUUCGAUUUUCAGGCCGGAGACAUUGGAUACAUUCCUCAGUCAUACGGGCACUACAUAGAGAAUACGGGGAAUACCACUCUUCAUUUUCUUGAGAUCCUGAAGACAGAUAUAGACAAAUUCCAAGACGUCAGCCUGGCCCAGUGGCUUGCCCUGACACCUCCUGCCGUGGUCAAGGCGCAUCUAGACGUCUCGGACGAUACCAUUGCUGCAUUUAGCAAGACAAAGCAGAGAAUUGUCGGUAAAUAG